GUCUCCUCUCUUCCUCUCCCUUCUUCUCCCUCUAAAAUCCGCCUCUCCCUUCCCCAUUCCCUUUCCUCCUCCCCAAGAAACAACCGGAGCUCGCACAUCAUCUCACCUCGGCGCCUCGCCCCCCUAGCCUCUACGCACCUCGACUCCGGCGCCAUCUCGCUGCAUUCGCCAUGUACCGCGCCGCCGCCAGCCUCGCCUCCAAGGCUCGGCAAGCCGGGAGCAGCGCUCGCCAGGUUGGAAGCAGGCUUGCCUGGAGCAGGAACUAUGCCGCCAAAGACAUCAGGUUUGGUGUCGAGGCCCGUGCCUCCAUGUUGAGGGGUGUCGAGGAGUUGGCAGAUGCGGUGAAAGUGACCAUGGGUCCUAAGGGGCGCACUGUGAUCAUUGAGCAGAGCUUUGGUGCCCCAAAAGUCACAAAGGAUGGUGUGACUGUUGCCAAGAGCAUUGAAUUUAAAGAUAGAGUCAAGAACGUUGGUGCAAGCCUUGUAAAACAGGUUGCUAAUGCAACAAAUGAUACUGCUGGAGAUGGUACCACAUGUGCCACUGUUUUGACAAAAGCUAUAUUUACUGAGGGCUGCAAGUCUGUAGCCGCUGGAAUGAAUGCAAUGGAUCUAAGGCGUGGAAUCUCAAUGGCGGUUGAUGAUGUUGUGACAAACCUAAAGGGCAUGGCUAGAAUGAUCAGCACUUCAGAGGAAAUAGCACAGGUGGGUACAAUAUCAGCAAAUGGUGAAAGGGAAAUCGGUGAGCUGAUUGCUAAGGCUAUGGAGAAGGUUGGGAAAGAAGGUGUAAUCACCAUUGCGGAUGGUAACACCCUUUAUAAUGAGCUUGAAGUUGUGGAAGGCAUGAAGCUCGACAGGGGUUACAUCUCUCCCUACUUUAUUACCAACCAAAAGACCCAGAAAUGUGAAUUGGAAGACCCCUUGAUCUUGAUCCAUGACAAGAAGGUUUCGAACAUGCAUGCAGUAGUUAAAGUGUUAGAGAUGGCUCUGAAGAAGCAAAAGCCUCUACUGAUUGUUGCUGAAGAUCUAGAAAGUGAGGCAUUGGGCACUCUGAUUAUCAACAAGCUCCGUGCAGGCAUUAAGGUCUGUGCUGUUAAAGCUCCUGGUUUUGGGGAGAACAGGAAAGCAAAUUUACAGGACCUUGCUAUCCUUACUGGCGGAGAAGUCAUAACUGAAGAGCUUGGGAUGAACCUUGAGAACUUUGACCCGGAGAUGUUAGGUACAUGCAAAAAGGUGACUGUUUCUAAGGAUGACACUGUUAUUCUUGAUGGAGCUGGAGACAAGAAGAACAUUGAGGAGAGAGCAGAUCAGAUUAGAUCUGCAAUUGAGCAAAGUACUUCUGAUUAUGACAAGGAAAAGCUGCAAGAGAGGUUGGCCAAGCUUUCUGGAGGUGUUGCGGUUCUAAAGAUUGGAGGAGCCAGUGAAGCUGAAGUUAGCGAGAAGAAGGACAGAGUUACAGAUGCACUUAAUGCCACUAAAGCUGCUGUCGAAGAGGGUAUCGUGCCAGGUGGUGGUGUUGCCCUUCUAUAUGCAUCAAAGGCUCUGGAUAAAUUGCAGACUGCAAACUUUGACCAGAAGAUUGGCGUGCAGAUCAUUCAGAACGCUUUGAAGACACCAGUGUACACCAUCGCUUGCAAUGCAGGCGUAGAAGGGGCAGUUGUUGUUGGCAAGCUUUUGGAGCAAGAGAACACUGAUCUUGGAUAUGACGCAGCUAAAGGUGAAUAUGUGGACAUGGUGAAGGUCGGUAUCAUUGAUCCACUGAAGGUGAUCAGAACUGCCUUGGUGGAUGCUGCUAGUGUGUCAUCUCUGAUGACCACAACAGAGGCCAUCAUCGUGGAGGUUCCUAAAGAGGAGAAAGAGGCUCCUGCCAUGGGCGGCAUGGGUGGAAUGGAUUACUAAGCCAUGAACAAGGACGAUAUAUGAAGCAAACUGGAACAUAUUGAUUAGGGGAUUUUUUGGGUGUAGUCCCAUCUUUGAUGUAAUUUUAUUGUCGCUGGGUUGACAGUUUUGAUCGUGCGGACGAUGUUCCAAACGGAGCCAGUGUUGGACGAAUAAAGAGUAGUCGUCGAGAGCUGAAACACUUAUCGGAAUUGAUUAGUGACACCUGCUAAAGGCCAAUUAAUGAAGAGUUGCGCGUUUCACUUGUUUA
Molecule: messenger RNA, 2145 nt
Organism: Triticum dicoccoides
Lineage: Eukaryota; Viridiplantae; Streptophyta; Magnoliopsida; Poales; Poaceae
Product: chaperonin CPN60-1, mitochondrial
Exons: 18
Coding region: 171-1895 (574 amino acids)
Biological process (GO): protein refolding
Molecular function (GO): ATP binding; ATP-dependent protein folding chaperone
Source: RefSeq, a predicted model, not a curated record